AUGUUUCGAGUUCUGCUGCUAAUUUUCUGUCUUUCACAGCUUCUUUUAGCUUAUUCUGAUUCGAACACCUACCUUCAAUUCGUUGUACCACAUGGACAGGUUCCGAACUGAUUUCUGUGUAAAUGAAGAGUUGAUGAACUAUUCAGAAAUUUUGCUUCUUCCUUUCAUUCGACAAGAGAAACUACGCCAGCAUGGACAUCGAAGUUCAGGUUUUCCUUAUAUUUCUGGGUUUUGUAUCUUGAAAAUAUAAAUUUGAGGUUAAAAACGGAUUCGAGCAAGAAAUCGACUUUUACGUCGUUGAUCCGACCGGCGAGGAAAUCUUCCGCGGCCCGCGUAGUAGCAAAAUCCGACAAACGUAUAGUCCAUGUUUCUCGACUUGAAAGGCGAGGGAGGAGGGGGAAGGGGGCGGGACACGUAGCGUGUGCGUAAGCGGUUCUUGGCACGUGUUCAAUUCAACCGCCAUUGACUCUUUGAAAAAAACCCGUUUUUUUCGCUCUUUUUCAUUCCUUUUUUUCAAUUAUUUAUUGAUUAUGUUCAUGUGUGCAUCAAAAAAUAGUAGAAAACAUUGAAAAAGAGCGGUUGCCGAGCUUUUUAAAUAGUCGGCGGCGCUUGAAUUGAACUCGUGCCAAGAACCGCGUACGCACACGCUACGCGUCCCGCCCCUUGCUCCGCCUCCCUCGCCUUUCAAGUUGGGAAACAUUGACUAUAUUUCUUUUCCUUUUGAAAUACAGAUAGGCAAAUUCGGAAAAGUCGAAAAAGGCUCCAUAUAAAUUUUCCUUUUAUUAUUCCUUUCUUAGGAAAUUCGAAGUGGUCCGUAUAGGAGGAAAAAACGGUAGGGGCCGAAAAAUCGGUUCCUAUAGAAAUAAAAUUUGGAUGGUUUCUAUAGGGGUUUAGGAUCUGACCUUUUAGCCCCUAAAAUUCAAAUGUUCCCUAUACCAGUUUGGGGUAAAAAAGCUCAAAAAGUGACCCCUAUAGGGUCUGAUCUUUUAGUCCUAAAUCGAUUAGCACGUCCCCUAUAGAGGCCUCUGACUAAAAUCUCUAGAGGGACCACUUCUGCAAGCUUUAGAAGCCCUUUCGGGGGUUGGUUAAGUAGUCCCUAGAUGACCUUCCAAGGUUCUUUUUAGCAGUCGUUCCGACUUUGUUCGAGUAGAAAGAAAGUUUUAAGAGUUAACAAAGUUAAAAGAGCGAUUUUUAUGAACUUAUCAUCUACCAAUAUCUACAAUAACUUCCAGAAUUCCAUACGGACAAGGAAAAGUAAUGGUAAAAGGCGAUUACCAACUGUGCGCCGACAAUAUUUUCAGCUACUAUUCUAACAAGGAGGUGAGGGAAUUAUAAAAAUUUAGUGUUAUUUGAAGCUGAUGUGGUGAUUCAGUGUUAAUUUAAGGCCGAAAAAAGUUACAAUAAAAAACAGAUUUUUUGCGCCUUUGUCCUAAAAGACGGAAAAAAGGUUUUGAAGCGAAGUUUAAUCUAAAUUGGUAUACGGUAUUCUUGACAGAAAAAAAAAACUUGACAAUCUGGGGCCGAAUGGAACAUAGUUAAGUGGGAAAAUAUAGCAUAAAAACUCAUGCCAAAGCUUUUUCGUGGACUUUUACAAUUAAUUCGACAGUUUUCGCCUGUCUGCGUCUCUCUGUUCCCUCAGCGACGAGGUCAGAGAAACAUGGAAAUAGCACGUAAACAUGAGAGAGGCAACGAGAGAUAAGGAGGGCGCAGAGAAGUCGCGAAAAACGGACUAAAUGACCAAUUUUCAGGUCGUAGUAGACGUUCGCUUUUUGGAUUCACACGGAUCGAUGGUCGUGGAGGAUGAUAAUCCCGAAAACAUGAUCAAAAGAGAAAUUGACGCCAGAAGAACCGUUGGUGUCAUUCCGGUGCUUUGAAUUUCGAAAUUCAGUUGUUAAUUUUUGUUUUUCAGCAACGGCUCAACUCUUUGUUCGUCAAGUUGAGCGAAUCGUACGAUUUGCUGCACAAACUCCGAGCAAUUUACUUUUGGGUAAUUGUUAUAGUCUGUGUGCCACGACUUGGAAGUUCCCCAAACGACAUUCCGCUGUGCCGCUGCGCGCCUUUGCAAACCUUGGUCGCGAUUUAAUUUAAUUUUUCUUUUAUUAGGUACUCUACUUACCUGUGCUCCCACAGCAAUAAAAAUCCAUUCAACGUGUGACCUAGAUUCAAAAACAGCUUCGCGAACGCACGCAGUGGAACAGAGGAAUGUCGUUCGGUGAAAUUUCAAGUCGUGACACACAUACUAUAAAAAGAAUAUUUUUUUGGUCAAUUUUUUUGUCGAAAGCUUUGAAUUUUUCAUGAAUUCUUUCGAUUUCAUCAAUUUCCAUGUUUUUUUGGUGUCUUUCAAUUCAGAAUAAUGUUCUUUCAAUUAUUAUCAACGCAAUUGGAAAAGACUCAAUAAAAAAGCCUUUUCGAGCAAAAAAUCCAAGGAGCUUUAAAAAUUCAUACCGUUCUACAGUUUCUUCCUAUUUUUUGAGAGCUUUUCGAUCAAAAAAAAUAUGCUUUGAGGCUUUAAAAAAUCACAACUUUCUCCAAAUUCGAUCAACUCCAAUUUUUCGGGUUUAUCAUCAUUAUAAGAAAACGAAAAUCUUCAUAAAAGCGCAAAAAAAAAAAGCAUCUUACACAAUUUCCCAUUUCGCAGCCUUUUUGCACCAUUUCAUUGACCUCUGUACACCAAUUUUGCUGCCUCCCCCUUUUCCACCAUUCUUGCAACCUAGAAAAAAUGGGUGGCUUGAUAAAGGGACUCUUUUUUUGGCUUUUCCGCGGCCUUUUUUGAGCCUCUCCCUCUUAGUGGUCAUUUCGACUUUGCUGUAGAAAGAAAGUUCAAAAUUUGAAACUUUUUUGGAUUGACAUAUUUUAAAACUUGGAAAAUUGUUUUCUUCGCAGAGCCGAGAACAAGCCGAGGAAAACUUUGAGCAGAUCAACUUUUGGGGUGUCAUCAACACUUUCGUCAUGAUUUUCGCCGCGCUUGCACAGGUGAAAUUGAGCCACCGUAAUAUUUGAAUAAUUAUCAUCUACAUUUUAGGUCUACCUGGUCCGCUCGCUUCUCACCUACGAGUCCAAAAUUGGCCGAUACCUUCGCUCGCCCAGAUUCUAG
Molecule: messenger RNA, 3094 nt
Organism: Caenorhabditis auriculariae
Lineage: Eukaryota; Metazoa; Nematoda; Chromadorea; Rhabditida; Rhabditidae
Source: the annotation of a GenBank genome assembly